Molecule: messenger RNA, 2194 nt
Organism: Thalassophryne amazonica
Lineage: Eukaryota; Metazoa; Chordata; Actinopteri; Batrachoidiformes; Batrachoididae
Product: acyl-CoA-binding domain-containing protein 5-like
Exons: 13
Coding region: 30-1577 (515 amino acids)
Biological process (GO): fatty acid metabolic process; autophagy of peroxisome
Cellular component (GO): peroxisome
Molecular function (GO): fatty-acyl-CoA binding
Source: RefSeq, a predicted model, not a curated record
UGUCAGUGUUUUAUACUUGUCAGGUCAGCAUGGCACAGGAGGAGGAUAAAUACAAGCUGCAGGAACAAUUUACUACAGCAGUUAAAGUCAUCCAGAGCUUACCCGAAGAAGGUUCUUUCCAGCCAUCUGAUAACAUGAUGUUGGCAUUCCACAGUUACUACAUGCAGGCCAUAUUGGGGCCCUGCAACAUUGCCAGACCAACUGGCUUCUGGGACACUCGUGGGAAAGCUGAAUGGGAUGCAUGGAGCUCUUUGGGAGAUAUGACAAAAGAUGAAGCCAUGAUGAAUUAUGUGGAGAACAUCCAAUUGAUUUUGGAGACCAUCCCAGUCUCAGAUGAAGUAUCCAACUUGGUACAGAAACUUGGAAACUUCUACAGUGAGGUAGAAGGAGAUGAGGUUGAAGAAAAUGAUCUGAAAAUGAGACCCUUCACCAGGCCUUUUGCAGAAAAAAAUGAUGUGGUGGUGAAGCCUUUUGAGAAACCAUUAAUGGAAGGCUAUGGUGAUCUUUGGAAUGAUAUACAGAACCUUCAUGACAAAGAGAAAAAAGUCAAUGUUCGUACCCCAAGUGUCAGUAGUGACGAGGAAGAGGAGUGCAUAGAAAACAGUGAAAUGGAGAGAAAAGACAAUAGUAGUGAUUGGGAGAAAAAUGAUGAAGAGGAGAACAUUGACAAAGAAGAGAGUACAGAGGCAGAGACAUUCAGAGAAUGGAGCCCUGACCCAAAGCUGCCAACAAGGAAAGACCAGGGGUGGACUUCUGAUACCCGGGACUCCAUCAGUAGUAUAGAGCUCAGCAUGUCUUCUGUCACCAAUGAGAUGCACAGUUCCCUCAAUACUGAGAUAGAGGAGGAGGAACUUGCCUGUUCUGAAGAACCCAGUGUGCAGAUUGAAUCAUACAUAGACUUUAAUGGAGAGCUGAGUGAUCACAGCGAUGCUUUAAGUGAGACAAACUGUCAAGCCACAGACACUGACAAUGAGGAAUUCUGUGACUCAGUGGAGCAUCUAGCCAUGGAAGAGGGGCUUGCUGCAUCAAACUUCCUGUUAAGUGAAUCAAGACCUGCCUCACUGAAAGACAAUGACCUCUGGUUUGAGAGCAAAACUACCUGGAAUGAUUGGGAGGAUCAGGUACUCUCUGAAGAGUUCAGACUUAAACGAGGAAUAAGUUCAAUCUACAACAGCUCUUCGCCAAGAAGAGGUAUAGAAUUUCAGUCCUCCUGUGGCUCUCAGCUGAGUGUCACUGCAGAUGCCGUCUGCAGUUCUGUGUCACAUAGCACGCCUUGCGUUAGUGCUGCAGGAGGAUGCGUCAACCAGCAGAUAGCUGUGGCUCUGCUGAGGCUUCAGCAUGACAUGGCCAAUGUGCUGCACAGACUCCACAUGCUGGAGAUGAUCAGUCUGUCACAGCCGAGAUCACCUUCACCAAAGCAGGAGGAGUCCCUAACUGUAGCACAAAAGUUUCUGAGACCAUCUUGGUGGCCUUUUCACUUCUCGACACUCACAGUGGUCUCGACUGUACUUUGGCCCAUGAUUGUUCAUUGGCUUGUUCAGUUUUACUUACAGCGGAAAAGACGGAAAAUUACCUGAACUACCUGAAAUUUGUUGGUUUCGGUCACAGUACAUGAACCUCGGUAACAUGAUUUCCAUUCUGUUCAGUUUUUUAUGUGAUCAUAACAAGUGACAUAGAUGAUCAAAGAAUGAGCAAUUAGAAAACUGACUAUAAAGAAACAACACAAUGAGGUAUUAUCUGUUUACUGAAAGAGAGUAAUUGUUUAUUUUAAAUGGGGGUCCAUUUAAAUGUUGUUAAAAUAAUUUCAUUAUAGUCAUCAUAUAGUAGCUGUAGAGUUUGCACAAUAAGGGCUUUUUCACCCAUUGUCAUGAGUGGCAUAAAUGUUAAAUUUAAUGUAAUAAUUUAGCUAUUUAUUUAGGUUUCUUCAUUUUUAAUUUAAAUGUAAUUUCAAAGAUAUGCUUUUGGGAGUAUUUGUGUGUUAAGGGAUAUCAGAUGAGUUUUAUUUUCUGGACACAUUUCAGGGCAUUUCCUCUUAGACAAUGUAGACAUAUUUGAUCUGAAGCUUUAACAAAAUACUAUCAGAGACUGUAGUUUUCCAAAGAAGUGGCAAUCCUUAGCGUUUGGGUUGCCCCUUUGUUUAUAUAUAUAUAUAUAUAUAUAUGAGGUCUGUCCAUAAGGUAUAGGUCCUUUUUAU